AUGAGUGAGACAACCCUCGUCGAUUAUGUGGCCAUUUGCGGACACGAAUAUCCGCUUCAGGCGGAAUGUGCAUAUGAGGCCAGCGGAGAAGGCACCUCUACUGUGGAACAGCUGAAACCUCCUCUCCACAGAGGCUAUUCUGGCCGUAUCCUCGCCCACUAUCCUCAUAAGAGAUCAGAUGCGGCGUUUUCCGAAGAAAUCAUUGCCUUAUGCAUGCCACGGGGUGUCCGAUUUUGCACGGAACGCGAACUGCCGUCCGGUCCCACGGUGCAUACAUUCGUCAACGUGAAGGAGGAUGGGAGCCGCGUGUAUGGCACGGCGAUUACUUUCUAUGAGCUAGUCACAGACCCGAAUGUGUGCGAGCAAAUGGUCCGGCUUCAAAUGGAGCACGUCAGGGAGUUGACAGGGAUGAGGAGCGAGUCGAUAAGGGGCGAGCGAGAAGGGAGGCCGCAUCAUGCUCCAGGGACCGUCUCGGGAGGCACGCACACCCUACCUCGCAAAAAGAACAUCGACCGUUCGAAGCGAAUCUCGUACUACGAUGGCGGCGCCCAGAAGCAGCUUUUUGUUUCGAAAACAAUAUGCUUGAUUACACGACUUCCGAUGCUCUAUAUCACUGAAGCUAUUUUGAGGGCUGUAGUAGAAAUGCUCGCGCCUAAAAGUGAAAAAUCCAGCCUGCCGAUCGAGAGUUAUCUUUAUUGGGUGCUUCACGAGGUUCCACUGCCAUCUCCUGGGACAACUUUAAAAGUGAACAUGGACGGCCGGCCACUGGUUCUUCAAAGGCCUAGCGCUGCUGAACUUCCGUUUUUCGACUAUCCCCUGUCCAGCCUCUUCGAGCUUCUACCCCCUGAGAAAUUUAUCCGGCUGCUGACCUGCUUCUUCCUUGAACACCAAAUUUUGGUGUGUUCGAAAGACUUGUCUCGGUUGAUGUUGGUCUGCGAAUCGUUGUCAGCAUUCUCUUUUCCAUUCCGAUGGUCCUUGGCAUAUGCACCAAUUCUACCAUACGCCCAAAUCAAAUUUAUCGAGGCGCCUGUCCCUUAUGUGAUGGGGCUUUCUUACGAAGAAGAACUGCCGGAAAGUCUUUUCCAGUCCAACGUUUGCGUGUUGGAUGUUGAUACGGGCCGGAUAGAAUUCCCGGAAGAUGUUCCACCCUUUCCGCAGCACAAGGAUAUCUGCAAUGAAAUGAGGAAUAUCUUAAAGCGGCAGGCUGAUAAAUUCAAUCGAGAAACCCAUUUUAGCUUCUCUUUUCUCGAGGACACUGAGAACCUCGCCGUUGAAGAUCCGGACGCCACGAUAACAGCUCCAGCAAAUGGAGAAGAGUAUGCGCCGAAAAUGCGGGCGAUUAGUACGAGGAGGAGAGGUGACUGGACCUACAAACGAAUGUCGCGUUCUUUUGACGCGGAUACCCUGGAGGGAUGGAUGAACGGCGACGGGCCUCAACCGCCGCCCCGAGUCGAGCCACCCAUCCCGAGGCCUCGCAAUUUACCACCGCUUCCGAUUCAGAGCUUGAUGGGGCAGGACAGUGCCUUGUCGAGGGUAAGCGAAAUCGCCCGUCGUGCUGGUGUGGCGAUCGACCUGAAUGUCGUCGAAAGCGAGCUGAGCGGUGCGGAAAUGCUCACCAACUCCCCGCAGAAUGCCAAUUAUUUUAAAGAAGUCAAACUCUCGAAUGCGCUGCGAGAGACCGUGCUCCACAGAGUGGUCGGCAUGCUGUAUUCAUAUGAACAUUUUGUUGUUGGAAGUUCCGGGUUUAAGGAUCUGGAAUCUUGGGAAGCAUCGCGAGAUAGUGUGGUUAGCUUCGAUAAAGCUUCGUUCCUGUCCGAUCAGCCUGACAGUCAUUUAGCUUUUCUUGCGGCGUUCCUGGAGACUCAGAUGUUCACUGACUUCAUCGACAACAAGAUAAAAUCUCAAUGGCAGAAGUCGGACGAAAAUUUAUUGCUUUUUGAUGCUCGGAUCAAGGAGCUCCAACAUCGUCUGGGACAAUCGAUGGUCCGCACACCGACGGCUGAUACAACAAGGCCUUUCGCCCAGUCCGAGGAGCUCAUUUCGAAGAGGGCCAAAGCCGUGGAUUAUGUCGUGCCGGCCCCUCACAUUUUGUCGGGCGCCCCGCCGAUGCGCUACGAGGGAUGUUGGCCCGAAUCGUUCAACGGAAGCGUUUUGAACGGACCCCUUGGCGCAGCUGCGCCUUCACCUUGGAGGCAACGCUUCAAAAACCCACGUCUCCUUGAAGGCCUCGGCAAUUCCGGAUCCGCCGCCACGGUCAGGCCAAUUUCAAUCUACGGCCAGGUAGCCACCGACGCCCCGACCCACAAGGAGCAGCAGCUGAAAUUCGUCGAGCAACUUCUGAAAGAAACUAAAGGAAAAACGAAAAGAAUGCUGGUAAACAAAAUGGGGCGUGAAGCUGUACUGCUAGGUCAUGGUGCCGAGGCUGGCGUCGGUGGUGUCGAAGAAAAUACCCUGGUAGCCGCGUUUUGCGAUCUGUUGGAAAGGGUGUUCAGCCACGGCAUGAUCAAGAAACAGGGAAAAUCUGCGUUGUGGACGUACGUGUUGGCCCAUCAGGACAUGGAGAAAUCCGUGCAAAACGGCGAGAGGCACCGGAUGACGGCCUCUUCUAUGUUGACUCCUGCACUGGCUUGGCACGUGUUUCGGAAGCGAUUCGAACAGCCAAAUGGACGCCAGUCACGCGAUUCGGAGCGUCAAUUCCGCCCACCUCGUGCUCCAUCGAGACCCAGAGCCGUCCCGUAUCCCGGCACUCGAAGUCGCGCUCCGUCAGCCGACCCGCGACCCGCACCCGAGACUCCAACAACUUCCGACGAGCCUGACCUCAAUGGAAAUCCCACGACUCCUGCGGCCAGCUCGGCGCUCAGCGAUCUCGUGGAAAGUAUCCAGAAGGAAUUGGCGAUGAAAGAAGAGAAUGAAGAGACACCGGCGUGGAGUAAAAACUUCCUGAAAGCCGCUAAUUUCCUGUGUGACCGGAUACAAGAGGCUUCGCGGGCAAAGCCGACGCAGCGCGAGCCAUCUCCGGUCCGUGCCGUUAUACCGAGCGCUUUUGCACGUCCUCCGCUUCCUGUGAAUGGGCCACGUGGGCUGAAGAAAUGUUCUUCUGUUAGUGACUUUUCAACGCCUGGUUUUGGUGCGAGCUCUGGGUCGAGAGAUGGAACGGCAUCGGUGGAGAAUUCUCCGCGCAGGGUGCGUCACCGAAGUCAGAGCAGGCCCAGAAGUCCAGAUGGCCGUGUCGUGCUCCCAUCUCUUCCCACACACAUUGCCUACGAUUUAAAAAAUGUCGUCCGAAUGGCCGAGAUCAAGACCGACAUUGGAUAUGCGCGCUCUUUCGUGCGGUUGGCCCUCGAGAGAAAAUUGCUGCACCGCCACCUAGCCGCCCUACUGUCAAAUACCCAGUUGACAAGGGAUCUUUACAAGCCAUACUCAUUUGCGCGCUGCGAGGACGAGAAGGAACAAUUCCUGUACCACGUCCUUUCGUUGAAUGCGGCCAACUACCGCUGCUUCACGAACACCUUCACAAAGACUAAAAUGGAUUAUCAAGUGGUUGUGGUGACGGGUUCGUGGCGAGGGGCUCUUCCGGCCGUUUGGAUGUGCAUUGAAGGCAGCUUGGCCACGACUCCUACCAUCAGACUUCCGGAGGGCACGCCGCUUUUCAAAUUUGAUCACCGCAAUUUGGGAAUCUUGUCGACUUUGCGCAUCGGGCAUUCCAGCGAAGAUGAACGGCCGUCAAAGUGGUUUUUGGAUUAUAUUGUCGUUCGCAACGAGAUCACGGGCCAAAUGUAUCGUUUCCCCUGCGGCAGAUGGUUUGGAAAGGGCGUUGAUGAUGGCAGUUUGGAAAGACUGCUCGUCGCUGAACCGCUACAAGAGUUCAACUCCGAAAUGGCUGAUCUUGGCUCGGGCGCAUUUUCGCCGGCUCGCGGUCGACGCAUGGAGCGCGACGCCUCGGUGACCAGGGAAAGAAGCCCUUCUUCCGGAAGAUCCGAACGGGAUUCAGCCCCUCGCACCAAGAAGCAACGUAUGCUGGAGAUUGAGCAGCAACUCGGCGACUCGGUGAACAGCAUCGUCAAGCAUUUCUACUCUGAAAAGUGGGAAGCGAAAAGUGAACUUGCCCGCCUUCUUUGCGGCGAGAGAGGUCUCGUCCCGACGUUGGAGGCCUUAUUCCAGUUUGGUCGUCAAGAUUCAAUAGCUUCGCGGCUAUUCAAGCAAAAUUACCCCUGGGAUUAUGUUGAAAAAGUCACGAAUUGGUUCUUUGAACUGUUCCGGCGCAACGAUGCGGAAAAGCUGUCCCGCGGCCAGAAAGAGCUUAUCGGUUACGUGUUGAAAUUGGUGCGGCGUAUUUCUGACAAAUCGGCGCUGGGGAAAGAUGGGAAAUUCCACGUUUUCAUCUUGAUCACCGUCAGAGAUCACGUAUUAGCGGGGCUUCUGCAACUGUUUUCUUGGACGCCCGUGACCGCCCAAUUGUAUGAUGAGAUGUCUUUCCUCCGCUCGGCCCCUCAUAUGACGCACACCUCAAAGCUGCUGGAAGCCCUCAACGAAUUUCAUUUCCACAUCGAAAAGUCCCUAACAUAUGGCAUUACC
Molecule: messenger RNA, 4575 nt
Organism: Mesorhabditis spiculigera
Lineage: Eukaryota; Metazoa; Nematoda; Chromadorea; Rhabditida; Rhabditidae
Source: the annotation of a GenBank genome assembly